AUAAUGUUUCUUUUACAGACUGUGUGUCCCAUGCACAUGCAAAAUCUUGCGGUAGUAUCAAAGGAUUUCGUGAGCGCUCCGUCUAGCUACAAUUAUUACGGCGACUUAGAAUUAUAUCAAAUAUCACAUCUUCCUUGUUUUUGGGGCCAUAAAGACAUUAAAUACAACAAUUCGUUGCUGAAUUUUUCAACGUGGAAUGAUGGAAAUAUGGCAGAUUUCAUUUUAAAAGAAUAUUUUAAGAGAGAAGUUACAAUUCAAACUAAAACCGUGUAUGAAAGAAUUCAGUAUGCGCACACAGAUACAAUGGACAUAAGAAUUAAUCUUAGAAUACCCGAAAUGCAAGUGAGAUACACUCCAAGCAUACUACAAGAGAUCAAAUGGGCGUGGCCGCAGUACCUAUCGAUUGUGGUCAUAUUCUACUGGCUCUUUAAUAAAGUAAAAACGUUUGUAUUCAGAAGACGGAUGUUUAUGGCUUGGGAAAUAAUACCCUGGAAAAUAUCAAAAUAAUUUAUCCUAGAAGAAAAUUAAAGCAAUGUAAUGCUUGAAGUAAUAACAAUCGAUUUGUGAAACUACAAAAUGAUUGGGACGUAGCCAAAGUCGACAAUAUAAUUUCAUUAUAAAAUGUUAUUAUUACCUUACCUUCCUUGAUCAUAAAUAAUAAAACAUUAACAAGGGUCUAAAUACUAGAAUAUGCAAUAAUUCUUUUUCUGUCUUGGGCUUGAAAAUGUUUACAAUUAUAUAAAUACCUACCUACUUAGAAAAUUCAUAAUUGUAUAUAAAAAGCUUGCUAAAUUAUCAGUGAGUGUUCAUAUCAUAUGUGUGAUAUGAUAAGUAAAGUAGGUAAUUAAAAUAAAGACUAAUUUAGCUUCUAUUUA
Manduca sexta (tobacco hornworm) is the source of this 875-nucleotide messenger RNA. RefSeq names its product transmembrane protein 231-like. The transcript is spliced from 2 exons. Gene Ontology annotation, biological process: regulation of protein localization; cilium assembly. The coding region runs from base 4 to 507 and encodes 167 amino acids. Lineage: Eukaryota; Metazoa; Arthropoda; Insecta; Lepidoptera; Sphingidae. Gene Ontology annotation, cellular component: ciliary membrane; ciliary transition zone. The record is from RefSeq and is a predicted model, not a curated record.